CACUGAGUUUAAACCCCACCCACGAUCACGCGCGACAAAGCUUACUAGAUUUUAAUAAUUAUCGUCACAUCUGAAGUAAUACCUGAUAGGAAAAACUCUGAAAGUGUCAAUCGUCAUUCAUUCAAUUACAUAAUAAUAAAUACCCAAUAAUUUCGGUACAGUGCGUCUUAACAUGAAAUACAUUACGUGGCUCUGUAAUAUCGGUUCUCAAAUUAUAUAAAAAUAGCCGCAAUUAUUUCCCAGAUUGCAAGUACCUACGGAAAUGAAACACACGCAUAAUCUUUCACUUAUAAUUUUUUUUUUCUACACAAUAUGAUAGUCGUCGUGAACUUAGAGGACACCAGGCAAGGUGUUCGUCAGAGUGGCCAUCUUGUUCUAUCAUGCAAUUAUUCCGAUACAAAAAGACAAUAAUAGGUAUUGCAAUUUUUUCUGUCACCAUGUAGGCAAAAUACACAACUUAAACUAUUAAUACCAUUCAGCGCAUACAUCGUUAAAAAUACUCUCGUUCUAAAUAUACGUCGCGUCUACAAGCUGUGUCGGUGUCGAACCUCGAAACACCGCCUCAACUAUGUUUCAACACAUCUCGAACGAACGAACGAAUUAACUUUUCUAUCUCCCAUUUUAACCGAUUAAAACGCUGAAAAAUGGCACUAUGGCGUACUAAAAAGUGCAUGUAGAUCUCGACGAUUCCAAUUUCGAAGCAGUACAAGCGCGAAAAAGUUUCCUUUGUUUGAAUUGCCGCGCGUCGUGUCGUUCGCUUUACCAAAAUUGGAGUCUCGCGCGUGGUUGUGUGAAUAAUAAGUGAAUAAUAAUAAUCAUCGUCUGUUUCUAAAACUGUUUCCGCGUGUAAUAUUGUGCGAAAGUAUUGUGUGUGUGCAUGUUUGUGACCCACAGACUAGAUUUUUAAAUUGUUGGAGGUAUUUACAGCAGUUCACAUGACGUGGUGAGAUUUCCCACAUUCUGUCCUUACCUUGAAGAUUGACGGUGAUGUCCCAAGAGGCUCAACUGCGAAAAUGCAAGAAGAUGGAGUUUCACAACAGCAACAGCGCAAGCAUCGGCGGAACCGGAAGCCCUCUGGUCAGUCGCGAGAGAAGCUUCGUCAGAUCAAACAAGGAUUCUCAGAAACGCAGAAGCCAAACCAUGGCCACCUUGAAAGGGGGAGGAGGAGGAGGAGGAGGUGCAGCUGGUAAGCCCAUCAUGGAGAUCUACAGGCCGCCGAAUGUGCGGACGGAUCUACCGAUGGCUGCCAGCGGGAAAUUGAAUGUUCAUGCCAAGGAGUUCACCAUGAACCAUCAACAUGAUCUUCAAUCCUCCAAGUCGAGCGGCAACCUCAAUUUUGCUGCGAUGGGCUACGAACAUCAUAUGCCGACGACAUCCUUACAACAUUCGAAGUCUAGCGGAAAUAUAUUGAGACAAAUGAGCCAUCCUGGUCUGAUCCCGCUGUUCCCAUCGGCCGCUGGUGCUGGAAUGGCGAUGCCCGCCGCAGCAGCAGCAGCAGCGGCAGCAAUUCUGCAUUCCGCUUCGACCUCGCAGAUCCUCAACCAUCACCAUCACCAGCAGAUGGCUCACCGUUCAGGUUCGGGACCCUCCAGCGCCGCUUAUCACCAUCACUACCCGCCGGAAAUGUUCAAUAUGGCCGCGUCCGCAGCUGCUGCGGCGGUCUCGCAUCCCGUAUUCUCUGGGCUGAACCAUCCGGGAGCGUAUCAUCCGGGAUAUGCAGGCGGUGGAGGUGGAAACGCGCACAGAAACUCCACUAAGCAGACUUCUAGUGGAAGUUCUUCGGCGUCGGCGUUAAAGAGAUCCAAAAGUUUGGGCGCUACCGAUUCCCGAAACCUAGCGGACAAAUUAAAGAGCAUAGUGAAAGAAGAACUAGACGUAACGAUAUUUCCCGAUGAUCAACAAACGAUUAUAAAGGCCGCAUUGGAAGAUCCGAAUCAACUGCCGACACGCACUUUGAUGGAUCUCGUCAAGACCAUUAUGGAGAAGGCAGUCGAAGGCAUCAAAUAUAGCGAACCGAUCGCAAAAUUGUGCAUCUCCAUCAUCGAGAAUGAGAAGAAACAGACCUUUCUAGAAACGCUACUCAACACUUGUCAACAAUGGUACCAAGAACGCGACAAAAUCCUCCGCGGUAUCAAAGCAGGAGAUGGUACCCGAUUCACCGCUUUCAUGUGGUUCCUCACAGAAAUGUGUGGCCAUUUGAAGCGACAUCAAUUGAAAGAAAACUUCAAAUCUCUCCAACCUGAACUGACGUUGCUGUCCAUCCUAGCCAAAUGCUGCCAGGCUUGCGUCAGUCUACCGAUCAAGUGCCUUUCAGAGACUGAAUGUCUCUUCUUUGUUCUCACCUCGAUAGGAAGAGACUUGGAAUCGGAACUUCCUCAGCAACUGGAGCAACUGCUUGCGAGCGUGCGUGAUGGUUUCCUGACAGGGAGUUCCGCAAGUGUGAGACGGACUUUACUGCAACUGAUCGAAUUACAUGCUUCCAAUUGGCAGCUACCAGGGUCAUCCGUUUUGUAUUACUACCCUAGAAUCAAAUGACAUUUUUUUCUAUUUAGUUAGGCUAGGAACAAAUCAUUUUUUAUAUGAACUAUAAUUUAUUAUUUGUGUUGUUUGUUUCGUAUUUAUGAAGAAGACAAUAAAGAUUCACAGAUCUUUAAAUGUCUUUUUAUAACCGAG
This is a messenger RNA of Acanthoscelides obtectus, 2673 nucleotides long. NCBI's taxonomy places the organism in Eukaryota, Metazoa, Arthropoda, Insecta, Coleoptera, Chrysomelidae. The record is from the annotation of a GenBank genome assembly.